Messenger RNA from Parathielavia appendiculata, 1335 nucleotides. RefSeq names its product Pam17-domain-containing protein. The record is from RefSeq and is a predicted model, not a curated record. Gene Ontology annotation, biological process: protein import into mitochondrial matrix. NCBI's taxonomy places the organism in Eukaryota, Fungi, Ascomycota, Sordariomycetes, Sordariales, Chaetomiaceae. The coding region runs from base 195 to 965 and encodes 256 amino acids. The transcript has 2 exons. Gene Ontology annotation, cellular component: PAM complex, Tim23 associated import motor.
GAAGCUCCCUCCAUCAGCAACAACUUGAACAGCAAUUGGAUCGAUUGCUCCAAGCUGUCCUGGAUUGUCCAGCCCACAACCAACCCUUCAUCCCAAGGCUCCUUUCGGGUCCGAUCGGUGUGCAUAGUUGUCCGCACCUCUGUCCUGCUAUAUCAAUGCAUUGCAGCAAGAUGCUCACCCCGACAGCGACAACCAUGCUUCGCGCGGGCGCCCGCCGCUCGCCCGCUGCUCUGCAACCAACCUUGUUGCGCGCCGGCCUGAUCCUCUCCCCGCUCUCGGUGGCGAUGACGACGACCCCUUCCUCGAAGCAAACACAGAUCCGCUCCCUCUCAAGCAACCGGCCAAGCCCGGCCUCCCUCGUGAUCCAGUACCGCGCAGAACCACCGCGCCGCAACACCUCGACCCGGCACCAAACCACACACUUAGCCGCCACGCCAGACGCCGAAGCCGACGCCAACGCAGCGGCGGCAGCAGCCAAGGCCGCGGCCUCGGCUCACCCGGAGCAGGUCGUCCUCGACUGGAACACCUUCUUCCAGUUGCGCAAGGCGCGGCGGCGGUGGCAGACGGCCUUCAGCGUGGUUGGGGCGCUCGCGAGCGGAUCAUCCGGAGCGUUGGUGCUGAGCUCGGGCAUGGCGGACAGCGUGGUGGGCCAGAUCCCGCUGGACCCGUUGAUCACGCUGGGCCUGAUGACUAUGAGCUUCGCCGCGCUCGGCUGGCUGGUCGGGCCGAGCCUCGGUUCGGCGGUCUUCAACGCUCUCAAGAGCAAGUACAAGGGCCCGAUGGCCGUCAAGGAGAGCGAGUUUUUUGCGAGGAUUAAGAAGCACCGUGUGGACCCGAGCGCGAGCUCGGUGCGGAAUCCGGUACCCGAUUUCUAUGGCGAGAAGAUCUCGAGCGUUACUGGCUACCGGCAGUGGUUGAGGGACCAGAGAGCGUUCAACAAAAAGAAGGAGGGCUCGUUGGUAUAAAGGUACAAAAGUAUGAUGUCGGUACUUGUCUUGAUGAGCGGAGAAUGCUGCGGCAUGGUUCACAGUCUGUAUGGGCAAUUGGCACCGGUUGUAUCCCCCUUUUUGUCCCUCGUGUUGUUUAUCCAAGAUCUGCGGGCGUCCAGGGGCUCUCGGUUGUAACAUAGUGGGCAUCUCCAAACAACCAGCAAAAGUCUCCCCUUGAUAACUCGUGCCGUCUACCCUUGAAUUUCGCCCCUCGAAGGCGGCCACACACUAUUCAAGUUCCUUAAACACAUCCUUGUGUCAUAUGAAUGGAAAGCUAGGAUCGACAUCCUGCUUCCAUGCUCUCAUCCCUCCAACAACAUCCACAAUCUUCCUUUUCCCCCCAUUA